AGCCGCGCAGCAUGCACUGGGGGGUUGGCUUUGCCUCGUCCAGGCCGUGCGUGGUGGAUCUGAGCUGGAACCAGAGCGUCUCCGUCUUCGGCUGGUGGGCCGGGUCCGAGGAGCCCUUCUCCUUUUAUGGGGACAUCAUCGCUUUCCCUUUGCAGGAUUACGGUGGGAUCAUGGCAGGGCUGGGCUCCGAUCCCUGGUGGAAGAAAACCCUUUACUUGACCGGGGGAGCUUUGCUGGCCGCAGCUGCGUAUCUGCUCCACGAACUCCUGGUCAUUAGGAAACAGCAAGAGAUUGACUCCAAAGAUGCUAUUAUUUUGCAUCAGUUUGCAAGACCUAACAAUGGUGUCCCCAGUUUAUCUCCUUUCUGUUUGAAAAUGGAAACUUAUUUGAGGAUGGCUGACUUACCUUAUCAGAACUAUUUUGGUGGAAAGCUCUCUGCUCAAGGGAAAAUGCCUUGGAUUGAAUAUAAUCAUGAAAAAGUUUCUGGCACUGAAUUCAUAAUUGACUUUCUGGAAGAGAAACUGGGAGUGAAUCUAAACAAGAACCUUGGCCCUCAUGAAAGAGCCAUCUCCAGAGCAGUGACCAAGAUGGUGGAGGAGCAUUUCUACUGGACCUUAGCUUAUUGCCAGUGGGUGGACAACCUCCAGGAGACCCGGAAGAUGCUCUCCCUUAGCGGAGGCGGUCCCUUCAGUAACCUGCUGAGGUGGGUCGUGUGCCACAUAACGAAAGGAAUUGUGAAGCGCGAGAUGCAUGGCCACGGCAUUGGCCGCUUCUCGGAGGAGGAGAUUUACAUGCUGAUGGAGAAGGACAUGCGGGCCUUGGCGGGGCUGCUGGGUGAUAAGAAGUACAUCAUGGGGCCCAAAUUUUCCACACUCGAUGCCACUGUCUUUGGACACUUGGCACAGGCAAUGUGGACCUUACCAGGCACAAGACCUGAGCGGCUGAUCAAAGGUGAGCUGAUCAACCUUGCCAUGUACUGUGAGAGGAUAAGGAGGAAGUUCUGGCCCGAGUGGCACCACGGUGAUGACAACACCAUCUAUGAGUCCGAGGAGAGCAGCGAAGGCAGCAAAACCCACACCCCGCUGCUGGAUUUUAGCUUUUACUCAAGGACAGAGACCUUCGAAGAUGAGGGAGCAGAGAACAGUUUUUCCAGAACCCCUGACACGGAUUUCACAGGACACUCACUCUUUGAUUCGGAUGUGGACAUGGAUGACUGCACAGACCAUGAACAGUGCAAGUGAUGUCCAGCCUCUCUGACUGUUUUCCUUUGGAGCUGCCACUCCCUGGGGCUGGGCAAGUUCCCCAGGAGGAAAUUCAUCAAGUUGGGAGGAGAUCUUCAUGCUUGGCAGAGUUUUCACUCACUAACUGGACUAGAGCCGCCUUAUUUCUUUUUUUGUACAAAGAACCAUUCAGAUGGCUCCAUUUAAAACAAACAGGCAAAAAACAAAAGUCAGCAUGGUUCUUGACAUCCAUUUUUGUUUUCAUUAGAAAACCAAUAUGGGUGGUAGAGCAGGUGGAAGAGCGGGUUGUCCAUGGGUAGCAUUUAUGUUGAUUCUCUGCAGCCUGGGGGCUUAGUUGUGAGAUGGACUCUUGAAUAUCCUUCCUUCACCAGAGUUUGAAGUAAGGAGAGGUAUCAUCAGUAAAAAAUGUAGGUGAGAAAUGCUCUAUGGUGGCUGCUUGUAUUUUAUGUGUGUAUAUUGUAUGUUAAGAUGUGUGUCAAAUAAAAUGCAGAUAUUCAAUGAACACCUGCUAUGUGCAAAGCACUGUGCUAGGUGCUAAUCAGUAGAUCAUUCUAAGCCCUGCCAGUGAUUCGCUGUGUGAUUUCAGGCAAGUCCUAUGACUAUUGUGUGCCUCAUUUCUCCCACCUGUAAAGUGGGGAUGACAACACUCUCCACCUACCUACCUCACAGGGGUGUUGUGGGGAUUCACGUGGUGACAUUGUAUGGCGCUUUGAGCCUCUUGGAAGUGGUGUGAUAUGAACACAACAUUUUAUUCUUCUUCAUUGUGCUUCAUAUGAGUGAAGAUUUGAGGGCAAAGGAAUUCCAUAAUCCAGGAAACAACAGCCACAGUCACUAGCAAAAGCUGAGCACACAAAGGCACUCCUAGGAAUUUGUCAUCAUUCCUCUUUGUGAUCUAGUUUGAAUUGAAAUCUUUUGUUGAAAGAACCUUGGAAAUAUUUUUUAUGAAUCAACAACUCCAGCAGUCUUCAGUUCUACUGUGUAUCUGCAGAGAAGCGUUUCAUUGCCUGAACUCACACUGGAAUGCUGUUCCAGAGUGUUAAUGAGCUGCCUAUGUUUGAAAGGUUUGGAGAGAAUAAAGCUCAGGAAUAUGACGGGUUUAAUAGAGGUGAAAGGGCAGGUAUUUGAUUUUUGCAAGCAGAAGCUUGCCAACUUGUAAUGUCUUUUUGAAAACAAAGGUGUGUUGAAAAUACAGAAAAUACAAAGGAGGAAGAUCAUGUUAUUUGUAUCAAAGCAUUCUGUCCAGUGAUAGACUAUAUGCAGUUUCUUUAAUGCAGCUUUUGUGAUGUUGUUAGACAUUGCUUAGUGAGAGGAGGGCGACACUGAGGACACAUCUUAUGCUUCUUAAGGAUCUUCCAUCCCUCCCUUCUCUGUCUUCCCUCUCCUCCCUGCAGGGCAUGUGUGCUGUUGGGUUUCUGAUAUUUACAAAGGCACUCUGUCUUUGAAGAUACCAAUUUUUGUUGACUUGGAACUUUUUUUGGGGGGGAAAUAAAAGGUGAAGAUCCUGGAUGAUGGCUGUUUAUCUGGACUAGGAGACCCACUGUUGAGAUUUACGGCUGCAAGUGAAACUGCUUCACUUCUUCCUGAUCGGGGAAGGAUUCCUCAUUAUGGUGUUAAAGAGGCACUUCUGGAAACAUGAUGUCUGUGAGAUUCAUGUACUUUACUUGAAAAAACUCUGGAUAUAGCAUUUGCAAAAACAAUCUUGUAAGACUGCCAUGGAUGCACAAGGAGUUUCAGAGAGGACAAUUUCUGAGGCUGUUUACCAGUUAAGCAAUUGUGGGUGGGCACAUGUAACUGGGAAUAAAUGCUGAGCUAUCCUAAAACCUUACCCUCCAGGAAAGGAGCUGUUAGGACCUUAUUAAAGCCAUGAAUUGAAGGGACUGUCUGAUGCCUAAUGAGAAUGCGGUGGGGAAUAUGUAAUGGAUAAGACUGUUUGGAGUCAGUAGUGUCAUUUGGGAGGACUGUUUGCUGCCUCCAUCCCUAACCAGUGUGUUUUUAGGCCAGCUGGUGGCAGUUCUGCAUGACAAGGGAAACUCUGGUCUGAAAAUAUGAAUAUAAUGAACAGGUGGACUAUGCCUGACUACCCAAAGUCCCAGCUGCCCUUCCCCCACCCUCAGCUGGAAAGAAUUAUGUUUGGAAUUUUGCCUACCAACAGCUUAUUCUUACUGUAUAGCACCAAGUAUGAUGUCUUUUACUUCAAAAAUGAUAUGAGUAUGUAGAUUUGUAUAUAUUUUUAAUUGUGCAUUAUGUGGAAGGCAGGUAUGAGGAAAGCCAGUUUUCCAAGUGAAGCUGUAAAACAACUCAUUCCAUCCGGGUACCUCCCACAGGGCGUGAAAUGGACAUUGCCAGCUGGAGUCUUGGGUACUUCUGUGAUGGCUUAAGAUUAGGCAUGCAACUUGGUGUUGGUGAAAACUUUAUUUGGAACUCUAGAAUAUACCCCAACAUGGGUUAUGGAAACAAAAUGACCAAGACAAACCGCUGUGGUAUGACUAUUUGGAGGGCUUUAAUUGUAUUUGCUUCAUUUUUAAGCCACCCAGGUUUGAAGUGUUCUCCAAUUUGAUGAACAGGUGCUACUUAUAAGAAGACAAAAAAUUAGGGAACAUUUUGGUCAUCUGGCUCACUUGUUCAAAAAUCUCUAUUUUCUUUUUACUGGAAAAUAACUUUAAUAUUAGCAUAUGCCUUGGAUUGGACAGAAGAUCCCUGGGCCACUUCUACUUUUUUUAACCUCUCAUUGAAAAAUAAACUUUGCCCUUAUAUCUAUUAACUUUUGGCCCAUAAUCUUGUUAGUAUUAAUGAGCAGCAGCUGUAUGCUUUUCCGUCCAUCAGAAGAGCUAGGAGGACAACAUAAGUUUAUGCAGAGAUAAAGUACAUUAUCAGAGAUACCACAGUGACACUACCAAGGACAUGGGCUACCCAGAGAACUCAUUGUAGACUUACAACAACUUGGACUUAAAUCACAACUACAGUAUACUCCGUAAGUGAAUCUCACGUGUGUAUACGAAGAUACUAGGAUAUAUUUCUAUGAAACAGAGUUCAAGGACAGGAAGUGCUUAGGAUUUUAGUUUCAUGGGUCUUGCCUAAAUUUGUUUGAGAGAAAGUUUAGAACAGUUCAGAUGUAUAGCCAGGGCAAGGAUUAGCUCUAGACAGCUCCCAACAAGAGAGGCCCUGAGGUUGUUACCUAUCUGAAGGGCAGCCACAGAGCUCAAGCCUUUCACUUGCCCCAGAUGACACUUUCUGUUCUACUUCUUUGGUGUGGUUUCCUUGUAAAAUCUAUGCUCCUCAAGAAAUCAUUCCAUGUUCACAGAAUCAGCAUACCCCCUGCCUCUCCCAGUGUGCUUAGACAACUCCUCCAUGUUUGUCUUGUGUGUCAUUCACACAGAAUGGUCCAUGCCAAUCAAAGAGACUUUUCCUAAGUGUCUGCUCUGUGCAUGGCACUGUUGAGCUCUGUAAAUAAUAGACUGGAUUUCCAAACCUCUAAGAUUCCCCAUUCUUUCUGGUCAAUCUUGUAAAGAAUUCAUGUCCAUAAACUCAUUCACAAAAUAUUUUCUGAGCA
Lepus europaeus (European hare) is the source of this 4791-nucleotide messenger RNA. It is a transcript of the gene FAXC, whose product is annotated as failed axon connections homolog, metaxin like GST domain containing. Gene Ontology annotation, cellular component: cytoplasm. The coding region runs from base 12 to 1241 and encodes 409 amino acids. The record is from RefSeq and is a predicted model, not a curated record. The transcript is spliced from 6 exons. NCBI's taxonomy places the organism in Eukaryota, Metazoa, Chordata, Mammalia, Lagomorpha, Leporidae.